UCCUACUGAAUAGCUCUUAAUCUUCUUCCCUUUAUGCGAUUUCAAAUGACCGGUAUUGAAAUCAGCCUCCUCCAUUUUGAAAAGGAUGACAGGGGAAGUGUCACUCGUGAUGUCACGAGUUUGACCAGGCGGUAAUACUAAGCAUGCUCUAAUUAUUUUGGGAAGCGAGUUUGACCCGGUAGUAAUUCAAGGCAGGCGCAUACUAUAUGCCCUGCGGUAAUUCAAAGAAAUACGGUAAUUAUAAAUAAGAAUAUAGUGUGGCGGACACUAGGACCUGUUGUAGUUCCCAGGUGGGGGCGUGGUUUUGGUGCAUCUCCCUGGUGGCGCCAGAGACUACAUGGCAAUGCAAGAAUAAUUUUAUUCCGGCGUAGCAGCGCUUAGAAUGUGUUUCGACCCCAGAAUGCAGGGACGGCAGGCAAAGUGCAGAUAAAAAGUAUUUAAUAACAAAAUAAAGAGUGCUGUAGAGAUAACAAUGAUCCAGAGGCUUCCUGAUUGGCAAUCAGAGACCGUUGUGUCGCGAUUGCCAACAGGUGAGGGAGCCAGGCAUCAAAGUAAAAGUGUAGUAGAGGCAAACCGGAAGUAGAACUGCAAAUAACAGCGCUGGAGAGGAAACAAUACAAAACACAGGAACGUAAAGAAACCAAGAGCUGUUAUAUUGCCACACUGGUGACCCCGUUGAACGCGCUCCCGCAAGCGGACGCCGGCGCCGCGACAGCGACGAUUGUGGCCGACAUGCUCCGACGACCCGGCUUCGUGGUUCUUUCAGUCCGAAGGGCUGUUCCGCGUGGGAGGUACAGCCCACGACGACACCAAGCACUACCAAGUCAUCGUCGUGAAGUUGAAGACCCUCUCAAAGAACUGCUGCUCAGAAGGUACGGUCUCUGAAGUCUGGAUUACGCUAUUCUUGUCGGCCAAAACGAAAAAGGAAAACGGCAAAACAAAUGCCACCUUUCUACUUAGCUACGAGUUAUUUCUUGAAAUCAAUAGUGUUUUUCACCUUUGCCACUCGCAACUUUAUUUGGCCCCGCGGUGAGACUUUGUUUAGGUACUCCAUUCCGGCAAAUGGACUAGUUUGUGACUAACUGUUUGGCCGUACUAUAACCGACUUAUGCAUAACUACUGUGUUUUGAUCCUAAGUUUUGCAUAAUAGGAUAAUAAUUGUCGCACUCACUGGUUGUCAGGACUGCUGUUGGAUGUCUGAGGCUGUAAGCAGGGGGCGGAGCCAGCAUCUGGCAUGAAAUUGAGCCUCUUAAGUGUCAGUCAGUUUGAAGAAGAUGGCGAUGAAGGCGUUCUGUUUUCUCCUGCUAUCAAUCAUCUCCGGUGGCUCCACUGAAGGUGGGGUAGCCACGCCCCCUGUCAAUCACCUGCUCUUCCUUCCAGACAUGUCUCCACCAUCCAUUCAUCUCAACUCUCAAUCGCUACUGAACGGGUCUGAGGUGGUCUUGAACGCCAGCUCCGCCUUCAGCCUCAGUUGUCAGGGCAACGCUUCGGUCCAGUGGUCCACCACUGCGUUUCGUUCGCCGCCCGCCCAGGAUGGCGUCCUGGAAGUCCGACACACCGGAACGUACCGCUGUUCCUACGUCAACCAGAGUCUGGAGCAUUUGCACACUCAAAUCCACCUGUACGUCAAAGACCCGUCCAUCAUCUUUGUCACGCCUCGUGGGAUGACCCCCACCGUCAAAGAGGGCCAAGACUUCCUGGUCAGGUGUCUGCUGACAGACCCGUCCGUCACAAACCUCACCCUCCAAUCAGAGGACCAACAACUCCCCAAUGGCAUGAACGUGACCUUUGACCCCCACAGAGGAGCUCUCAUCCAUAAGGUCCAGAAAAACUUCAACGGACGUUACUUCUGCUCGGGAUCCAAACUUGGGAGACACUUCAGAUCCAAAAGUUUCAACCUGCUGGUGGCACCAAGACAUCGUCAUCCUCCUCAGGCGUCUGUCAAACAGAGUGAAUUUUUCCGCCUGGAAGGAGAAACCUUCGAGGUCACCUGUGUGACAAGUAACCCCUCCCACUUCUACACUGUCACCUGGACACACCCCCAUGAGCAGGCUCCAAACAUCACGGUGACUCGUCACUACAGCAGCCACCUGCAGAUGAACAGCACUCUGAGCGUUGUCGACGUGACUCGGAACGACAGCGGACGUUACGUGUGCACGGCUCGCAACGAGGCCGGCGAGGCGACGGCAGCUGCGACGCUAAGCGUCCUCGACGCUGCCUUCCUGAAGGCGUUCCUACAGCGGCGUGCUCAUGUUCCAGGCAACGCGAACGUGAGCAGCGGCUGGGCGGAGCUCAGCGGAGAACUGCCAGCUAACGCGACGGACGACUGGGAACUACUCGCUAACGUUAGCGCUGACAAAGAGGGCGCUGAUGUGGUCGGCGGCAGCGUGGUUUACGUGCAAGAAGGCGGAGACGUGGCAUUGACGGUCGCCGUGGAAGCGUAUCCGCCAAUCAGGAGCCUGGACUGGAUGAUGCCGACACACACCAAGACAACGCAGAGCUACACGGCUAACAGUUACAGGUCGCUAACGAGCCUGCGGCUGCGUCGCGUUCGCUACGAGGAAGAAGGUCGUUACGCUCUCCGAUUCGCUAAUUGGUUCUUCAACGGCUCCCUGACCUUUGACCUGCGAGUUCUCCGCGCGCCGCGCAGCCGCAUCACAGUGGACAACGACACGCUGACCUGCAGCAGCUCGGGCUUCCCCCUUCCCACAAUGCUUUGGGUCACCUGCGGCGGCCUCGUCCACACGUGCGGCAACGUUUCCGGGGAUCGGGUUGAGGACGUGGCAACACAGGAAGGGGAGGAGCUUAAGAAGCACAUGCCCCUCCCUCAGUCGCCAGCCGAUGACGUCACCAUCGAGUGUGUCUCCUUUAACAGCAUGGGACUCUCGCGGGACGUCUUCAUGCUUCGAAGUCAGAGUUUCUUCAAGCAGCCUCGUUUCAUCGCCUUGAGUGGCUCCGUUGUGGUGCUUUUGCUGUUCUUGUUGUUUGUCAUUCUACGGAUGAAAAUGAAACCAAAAUACGAAAUCCGCUGGAAGAUCAUCGAGAGCUGCGACGGCAACAACUACACCUUCGUCGACCCCAACCAGCUGCCCUACAACCUCAAGUGGGAGUUUCCCCGAGAUAAGCUCCGCCUCGGUGCUGUUUUAGGCUCGGGGGCCUUCGGAAAGGUGGUGGAGGCCACAGCGUACGGCCUCAGUACCGAGGAGGACGUGACCCGUGUGGCCGUCAAGAUGCUCAAACCGAGCGCUCACUCGGAGGAGCGGGAGGCUCUCAUGUGCGAGCUGAAGAUUCUCAGCUAUCUCGGUUACCAUGACAACAUCGUCAACCUGCUGGGAGCCUGCACUCAAGGAGGCCCCAUGCUGAUGAUCACGGAGUACUGUAGCCAUGGCGACCUGCUCAAUUUCCUGCGUGUGCACACCCAAGACUUCAUGGCGACCAUCUUGAACACCAAAUACUCCAAUGUGAUGGGUCAGGACGGCAGGCUCAGGAGUGACAGCGGGAUCUCAUGUUGUUCCGAGUAUCAGGAAAUGAAACCAAUGCGUUCACCCUCAGGUGCGCACGAGGAGCGUUUGUCUGUCAACGAACUUAUGACGUUUUCGUACCAGGUGGCUCAGGGUUUGGACUUCCUGUCAUCAAGAAAUUGUAUCCACAGAGACGUUGCAGCGAGGAAUGUCCUACUAACAGACCGCCAUUUUGCCAAAAUCUGCGACUUUGGCUUGGCAAGAGACAUUCGCAAUGAUGACAGCUACAUUGUCCAGGGCAACGCGCGUCUUCCGGUCAAGUGGAUGUCUCCGGAGAGCAUCUUUCAGUGUGUUUACACGGUACAGAGUGACGUCUGGUCCUAUGGAGUCCUACUGUGGGAAAUCUUCUCCCUAGGUAAGAGUCCAUACCCCAAUGUUGCUGUGGAUACCAACUUCUACAAGAUGAUCAAAGAUGGAUGUCACAUGGAUCAGCCUGAAUUCGCUCCAGCACAAAUGUACCAGCUGAUGACUCUGUGUUGGAAUCUGGAGCCGACAGACAGACCGACCUUCAAAAUGAUUGGUGAGAUGAUCGAGAAGCUCCUCCCUUCCUGCAACAAGGCAGGUCAGAGUGAACAGCCAACGUACAAGAAUAUCGACGAGUGUGGAGAAGAAGAGGAGUACGAAGAAGAGGAGGUUAGAAAUGGAGAGUCACUGAAGGGGGAGGAGCAAAGUGGCAGCCAGGAAGACGAGGAGGCGAAGAGGAUGAACAUCUAUCAACUUUCAUGAAUCUUUCCACUAAUCGUGUUGUUCUCAUCUCAUCUCAUGCAGUUUUACGGUCUUCCUCCAUACAUGUCCUUCUCAAAUAGUGGGGCACGGUGCGAGGCCAGGUGGGAGCGUGUGUAAUCUCGGGGAAGAUGCUUUUUUUUUUUUUUUUUAGCCGUACCAGAAUAUGCUGAAGCGUAUGUAGUACUUCACUGUAACCACAGUGAGAGACGAGGAAAGACCAUUGUGUUGUUACAAAGUUAUGGCGUAACAGAAAGUAUUGGAGAAGUACUGCUCUAUACUGUAUAAUGCACUGUAGUAUAGUCUAUACACUGUAAAUGUAUCGUAUACAACAGAGGUGUCCAACUUACAGCCCACCUGGCGUCUUCAGACGCCACAAGUUCAUUCAAUAAACAAUGGCGGGAAGCGCUAUAUUAAUAUCAUAUACAAAUAGCCUGGGGUCUGAGUGCUGCCAUUUUGUCACCGUUUGGUGGCCAACGAAAUUAACCUCCACCAUUAAACAAACUUGCAAGGAUGACAGCACUGCAUUUACAUAUAUAACACAAUCCAAACAACCUAGUCGUGGUGCAGAAAGAAAAAAUCGACCAGCACAAAAAGUCAGCAAACAAUAUCACAUAUAACACAAUUGCUCAUUGAACUUUGUGGAUGUUAUUAAAAAAAAAACAUCCAAUUAAAAAAUCUAAAUUACACCAAUUCAUUACAAGGGAUGAUGGGGAAAAAUUAAAAACAUUCUCUCUACACUUAUCCAUGUUUGGCACAUUUUAGCUGAUUGAUAAUAAACUUUAAGGUCAUACUAUUAGUAAACAUUCAUAAUAAUUACUAAGUAUAAAUCCAUUUUAUUGUUAUUAUAUUAAUAUGUAUAUAUUAGGGUUGUACGGUAUACCAGUACUAGUGAAGUACAGCAAUACUAAUCAUAAACAGUACUACACUGCCUCUAAAAAUUACUGGUUCCCCUUUGUCGUGACAUUGCUGGGUUAACGAGCAGAGGAGCAUGUUCGGCAGCGCACAAUCACAGAGUACUUACUAGCAGACACAGUGUGUAGGCAGGAAAGGGAGAAUGGACGUAUUUUGGCCUGAAAACUAAAGAUAAAGCUGAAGCGAUAACACUAAAACGCUGCCCUGCACGAGGUGCUUUAAAACAUGGCUAGCUAGCAAGCGGCUAACGUCCAUCCGCAGUCGGCAGUGUUUUAGCUAUUUCUAAAUCACUAAUCAUCGCCUCUAUUGCAGCAAAUAAAGUACGUUUUCUCACAGGUGAAAAGCUAAACAUGCUUCACUACACACUAUAGGAGGAUACAAUAACUCACCGGCGUCAACGCUAACAAGAUGGCGCUUCACAAUGUAAAAAAAACGCCAUGGGUGGAUUUACACAUGACAUCCACUGCAAUGAUACUGUGAGAAUGAGAUAGAGAUAUUUUUAAGUGUUCUUUUUUUAAUCCAUACUCAUGUUUAAAGCAGCUAGUAUUUUCCCAUGUAGUGUGUCUUCUUGUGACCUUCUUGCUUGUAUCUUAUGUCAACUAGUAAACUAUUGGUUUUGUCUUAAAGGUUCCUGUUUGUCGGCUCACAGAGCUGUUUUAGCCAGUUCCUUAUUUGUUUUGAAGAAAACGCCGUGGUUCUUUCUGGGCGAGCGGGGCUGUUUUUACUCUACAUAAGCUAACACUUUUUGCUUGAAUUUCGACCUCGCUUGCUGAUGCCAUGGUGGGUGUUGUAAGGGCUGGUCUCCUGAAGCUUCAGUAAAAAUUGGUAUUGUA
Nerophis ophidion (straightnose pipefish) is the source of this 5992-nucleotide messenger RNA. RefSeq names its product colony stimulating factor 1 receptor, b (gene csf1rb). The transcript has 22 exons. The record is from RefSeq and is a predicted model, not a curated record. Gene Ontology annotation, cellular component: signaling receptor complex; CSF1-CSF1R complex. The coding region runs from base 1275 to 4247 and encodes 990 amino acids. Lineage: Eukaryota; Metazoa; Chordata; Actinopteri; Syngnathiformes; Syngnathidae. Gene Ontology annotation, biological process: cytokine-mediated signaling pathway; protein phosphorylation; multicellular organism development. Gene Ontology annotation, molecular function: cytokine binding; ATP binding; macrophage colony-stimulating factor receptor activity.